Apodemus sylvaticus (European woodmouse) is the source of this 5365-nucleotide messenger RNA. RefSeq names its product EYA transcriptional coactivator and phosphatase 3 (gene Eya3). The transcript is spliced from 18 exons. The record is from RefSeq and is a predicted model, not a curated record. NCBI's taxonomy places the organism in Eukaryota, Metazoa, Chordata, Mammalia, Rodentia, Muridae. Gene Ontology annotation, cellular component: nucleus. Gene Ontology annotation, molecular function: protein tyrosine phosphatase activity. Bases 181 to 1899 code for a protein of 572 amino acids. Gene Ontology annotation, biological process: positive regulation of DNA repair; cell differentiation; multicellular organism development.
GGUUCCUAGGGAUGCGCAUCCGGGUCACGCUAACGCCGCGGUUUCCGCCACUCUGUUGGUUCCAGAGUGGGUCCGAAGUAGUCCCAUGUCGUGCUGUGGAGUGUCUGCAGCCGUCUGUUUGUGAAGACCUCAGAGACCUGCAAUCCAGUCACAUAAGUGUGUGAAGAGAUAGUGGUCCUCAUGGAAGAAGAACAAGACCUACCAGAGCAACCGGUGAAAAAAGCCAAGAUGCAGGAACCAGGAGAACAAACUUUAAGUCAAGUAAACAACCCAGAUGCCAGUGAUCAGAAGCCUGAGACAUCCAGCCUUGCAUCAAAUCUCAGUAUGUCAGAAGAAAUUAUGACAUGCACCGAUUACAUCCCUCGCUCAUCCAAUGAUUAUACCUCACAAAUGUAUUCUGCAAAACCUUAUGCACACAUUCUCUCAGUUCCUGUUUCGGAAACCACUUACCCUGGGCAGACUCAGUACCAGACACUGCAGCAAUCUCAACCCUAUGCUGUCUACCCUCAGGCAACCCAAACCUACGGACUACCUCCUUUCGGUGCACUGUGGCCAGGUAUGAAACCUGAAAGUGGUUUAAUUCAGACUCCAUCUCCAAGUCAACACAGUGUUCUUACCUGCACUACAGGGCUAACCACAAGCCAGCCAAGCUCAGCACAUUAUUCUUAUUCCAGUCAAGCUUCAAGCACAAAUGCCAGCCUGAUACCCACUUCAUCUGCAAUUGCCAAUAUUCCAGCAGCAGCCGUGGCCAGCAUCUCAAACCAGGACUAUCCCACCUAUACUAUUCUUGGACAGAAUCAGUACCAGGCCUGCUACCCCAGUUCCAGCUUUGGAGUCACAGGUCAGACUAACAGUGAUACUGAGAACACAGCAUUAGCAGCUACAACAUACCAGACGGAGAAGCAUAGUGCUAUGGUACCUGCACCAGCCACACAGAGGCUUCCCUCUGACUCCUCUACAAGCCCACCUUUGUCCCAGACUACCCCAAAUAAAGAUGCUGAUGAUCAGUCCAGGAAAAACAUGACUGUCAAGAACCGGGGCAAGAGGAAAGCUGAUGCCAGCUCUUCCCAGGACAGUGAAUUAGAACGGGUAUUUCUCUGGGACUUGGAUGAAACCAUCAUCAUAUUUCAUUCCCUUCUUACUGGAUCCUAUGCUCAGAAGUAUGGAAAGGACCCAACAGUAGUAAUUGGCUCAGGUUUAACAAUGGAAGAAAUGAUUUUUGAAGUGGCUGAUACACAUCUAUUUUUUAAUGACUUAGAGGAGUGUGACCAGGUGCAUGUGGAAGAUGUGGCUUCUGAUGACAAUGGCCAGGAUUUGAGCAACUACAGUUUCUCAACAGAUGGUUUCAGUGGUUCAGGAGGCAGUGGUAGCCACGGUUCGUCUGUGGGUGUUCAAGGAGGUGUGGACUGGAUGAGGAAACUGGCCUUUCGCUACCGAAAAGUGAGGGAGAUCUACGACAAACAUAAAAGCAACGUGGGUGGCCUCCUCAGCCCCCAGAGGAAGGAAGCACUGCAGAGACUCAGAGCAGAGAUCGAGGUGCUGACGGACUCCUGGUUAGGAACUGCACUCAAGUCCUUGCUGCUCAUCCAGUCUCGAAAGAACUGUGUGAACGUCCUGAUCACUACUACCCAGUUGGUUCCAGCCCUGGCCAAGGUUCUCCUGUAUGGAUUAGGAGAAAUAUUUCCUAUUGAAAACAUCUACAGUGCUACUAAAAUCGGUAAGGAGAGCUGCUUUGAAAGAAUUGUUUCAAGAUUUGGAAAAAAAGUUACAUAUGUAGUGAUUGGAGAUGGACGAGAUGAAGAAAUUGCAGCUAAGCAGCACAACAUGCCCUUCUGGAGGAUCACAAACCAUGGAGAUCUGGUGUCCCUGCACCAGGCAUUAGAGCUUGACUUCCUCUAAGAACUGGAAUGUGGAACCUUCCUUCCUUGUGAGCUUCUUUUUACCUCCGACAGGAGCCAGAAGCCAGAACCCUCUGAGCCCCUCUCUCCUGUCUGUCUCUGCGCCUCAGCGCCCCUCCCCUUCUCUUCUGCUCUUCCUCUCUCCGUGGAAUGCUGGCGAGAACACAAUCAAAACCAACAACUGCAGUUAUACUGAGUGAGCUGCAGCCCACGUCCACUGCACAGCAGGAGGUGGCUGGAUGGAGCUGCAGGCCAGCUGCAGCUACUGCGCUUUAACUUUCUAUUUCGUUUGAAAGAGGAACAACCAGAAAAACUGAUGCUGGGACAGUUGUACUCUUGCUGCGUGGACAGGCUCAGAGCUGCUCCUGAUCGUGUGCAUGGAAGUGUCCCCUUGAGAUCGUCUUCUGUUCUCUUAGCUAUAAAACAUCUCUCCCAGUGGAUGGGUAUGUUAUUUUUAUAGGUGAGGGUCUGGCCUCUAAAGCAGCCUCCCCCACUUUUCUAUGAAGAAAGCAGUGUGUAAAGUUUCCAUGACAGUGUAAUGGAAAUAUCUAAAAUACCUCCGUGACGGGACCUCUUCUGGACAGGACAGAGGCUCCAGUGCUCUGCUCUCUACGGAGGCUCCUUGCCAUCUAGAGGGCCCUGAUCACUUACUUUAGAUGUUGGCAUCUCCCAUCUUGUAAGCCUCGGUCUUCUUGGCAGUCCUUCAUCUGUAACCAAAUGGCACAACCCUGGAAACUCCUUCCCACAGACAAUAAACCUAAGCCUUUAGCUUGUAAUUCAGAAGCUCAGCCUCCAGACGGGAGAGAAGGGGCUCCAACCUCUUAGGGAUUUCAUCCUUGGUUCCUGAGGUAAGAAUUUGCAGAGCAGUACCUGUCCCCAGCAGAUGCUUCCUCUCUGGUCAGGUGCUGGGCUCCCACUCCCUCUCCUCACCGCCACCUGGCUCCAUGCAGCUCUGGCCAGCCCCUACCCACUACCCACUCAUUUCCAGUCGGAAAGGCCAAGGGCACACUCUACCUGCUUCCUUCCCCUUCACUUACAUGCAGUGAGCCCACCUUGUUUUACACAGAUCUGUGCCUAGGAGUGGAAAGCAGAGAGCGAGAGGCAAAACCCAGUUUCCUGUGAAAUACCCCCUGCACAGAUUCUGUGCUAAAGAGGGAAACCAGGCCAGAAAGACUUUCUUGACUUAAAUGCUUGAAAAUAUAGUCCUGACCUAAGUGCAAAAGCACCUCUCAAGCCAGCCCCUUGCCCCUGCCCCCGCCCCCGCCCCCUAGACAGUUAGGAGGGGAACUGGGUCUCAGUGCCAGCCCUCAAGCCCUGUGUUUUGGUUUUAUUUUGGUUUUUGUUUGGGUGUUUUGUUUUGUUUUGUUUUUUAAGGCAUUAUCCCUUCAGGACCAAUGUUGGUGCCUGUUUAAUUGGGUUAAACUUACCUAGAGUUGAGGAAAUGUACAGCCUUGGUCUUCAGGGGGUCCUUGACCAACCCCUAGCUACAGCCACUGUCCCCAGAGAUACCAUAGCCCAAAGCAAAAUUCCUCUUCAUGCUAGAUUACCAGAUAAGGACAUAAAGGCUGACACACCAUCUUCAGAACUGUUGGACACUUCUGAGUAUUUCUGAGACCAGCAGUUGAGGAAAGGGCUCGGACAGGACAGGAGGCAAGGUUUAGUCCUGGCCACUCAUUUGGCUUUGUUUUGAGGUACAGGGUGGGAGCAAGGAGCUAGAGUCUAAGCCAGACCUUCCUUGUCUGCAGUUAGCACCACACGGCUCUCUCAGUGCAGUGCUGGCUAGCCUGCUUCGGUGGUCCGACAUAGAAAACUCCAGGAUGGGUUUUACUUUCAAGUCUCAAACCCUUCCCUCAGUAACAGUGUAGUUUCUUGUCCUGGAUAAUGCCACCUAUUGGUGUAGUGCCUCAGGCUCACCAGACUGCCAAGUGGUGACAUACCCCUCUGCACACAGGUACCACCACAGACACUUCAGGGGAGACUAUACUUAGAAUAUAACAGGGGAUCCCUUUCCUCUUGCCCUGACUGGAGAGGCCGGGAGGCAUUUUGAGCUAACUGGCUACUGCUCCAGCAGAAGCUGCCCUGUCAGGACAGACAGAGCAGAAGCACAUUGGUGACUCCGGGGACUGCUGCCCUUUGUGCUGCCUCUCUCUCUCCCUCCCACAAGGCUUGGGAAGGGAAAUGAGCACUCAGCAUUAAGAGCUGCUCCAAUAGACAGACAGUUUGGUGCAGUAAUAGCACCACAGCUUGUGCAGAGGCCCGGGGUUUGAGCGCCCACAAGGCUGUUCAUGACCUCUAGCUGCAGCUCCAGAGGGUUUGUUGCCCUCUUCUGGCCUCUUCAGCCACCAAGCACUUAAGAUACAUGUAAGAAAAUACUCAUAAGAUAAAAUAAAAUUUCUUUUAAUAUUAAAAGCUAUUGGAAGUUAGACCUGAAGGAAACUGGGGCUUUCCAUCAUCAGAAGGCAGUCCUUACUGAAGGAACACCUUAAAGAAAUUAGCUGGAGAAUUUCUUUCCCUGCUGGAUCCUGUGUUCUGGAAGAUUAGUCUGGACAUCUCAUGGUGACAGCUAGUUUUAGGAGUGUCUGUGGAGUUGCAGGAAUGUUCUGGGAUACAAGAUGGCUUGACUUUCGAAUGUAAAAGUGACUGUGCCUUAGCAUCACCCUGUCCAGUACCCCUGGGGCAGCUGGUGAUGUCCGCGAGAGUGGAUACCUGCUCCACAUUCUAGGUGCCUAUUUGGGCUUUUGAUUUGGGGGUUUUCUCUUCUCUGCUAGUUGGGUGUCAGAGCUAGUGUCCCAAGAGACUUGGCACAGCUUGUCUGUGGUCCCCCAGACUCAGCCUUCACAGCUUCAAGUAGAAGCUGAUGGGCAAACUGCAGCUGCAAGCACAUGGCGCUUGUGUAGACACUGCUUUGAAUGGGAGUCACAGCUGACAGGAGCACCAGGCAAAGCUCCGUGCUGUCCUGCAAGAGGACAGGUGAGUCUCCGAGUGCCAAGCCUGGGCCUUGUUCCUCGCCCUUGCCCAGGUUGUAGCUGAGGCCCUUCUUGAGAAAGCUUGUGCUCCUUGCUGCUAGAACCUGGUUAGCAGCUAGAACUACCCAGACACAUUCAUUGCAGAUGCCAAGUUGGAAUUCUGAGCUUCCCAAAUAACCACAAGAGGGAAAACUCUUACUUGUGCCCCAGCCUCAUCCCUGGGCCGCUUGCCCUCCCUCUACCCUGAGUCAAUUCUAGUGAGCAUGGCUCCCUGGCUGCCUCCUCACUGAGCAGAACCAUCCCAGUUAAGGGCCAUUUCUACUUGGAUCACCACUCUCCCUCUGGACUCCAGAUGCCUCUUUAGCAGGAAAAGGCAUCAGUUGGGUUGGAUAUGUGUAUUUAUGUGACUGCGGGCAUUUGUGGCUAUAGAGUCCUUGACCAUAAUGUUAUAUGUAAUGGGAACUAUCUUAUAAACUUGAAAAAUAAAGUUUUUAUUUUCUA